Meloidogyne enterolobii is the source of this 2560-nucleotide messenger RNA. NCBI's taxonomy places the organism in Eukaryota, Metazoa, Nematoda, Chromadorea, Rhabditida, Meloidogynidae. The record is from the annotation of a GenBank genome assembly.
AUGGCUAUAUUCUUUCACCAAUUGCUUGAAGAUUGUUCUCAAUAUGGAAUUCAAGAAUUCUUUUGGGGUGGUGCUCAUAGAGGCCGUUUAGCUUUACAAAAUGUUCUCUUUCAAUAUCCUACUGGUCAAUUAUUUCGUAAGUUAUGUGGAAUGAGAGAAGCUCCAGAAGAUAUUUCUGGAAUUGGUGAUGUUUCUUCUCAUUUACAUUCUGAUUUUAACUACAAAACAAUUAAUGACAACAAUGUCCAUGUAAGUACAUUACCAAAUCCUUCACAUUUAGAGGCAACAAUUGCUACACUUUAUGGGAAGGCUAGAGCUAAGGCACAAACUUUAAGAAUAGGCGAUUAUGGUGGUCAAGUUGUUGGAGAAGGUAUUCUUGCCGUUCAUCACCACGGAGAUGGUGCUUUUACUGGACAAGGAAUUGUUUGGGAAGCUCUAUCAAUGUCUCAAGUACCGAAUUUUCGAAUUGGUGGCUCUAUUCAUUUAAUUGUUAAUAAUCAAUUAGCCUAUACUGCAGACAAAAAUAUUGGACGAUCAUCAAUUCAUUGUGGAAAUGUUGCUUUAGCUAUUGACUGUCCUUUAAUUUGUGAAGUAAUUAAAGCAGCAAAAAUAGCUUUAAAAUAUCGACAAAUUUUUAGAAAAGAAAUUUUUGUUGAAUUAAUAUGUUAUCGAAGAUAUGGACAUAAUGAAUUGGAUGAACCUAGAUUUACACAGCCUGAAAUGUAUAAAGCCAUAGAUAAACAACAAUGUUUAGUUAAUAGUUUUAAAGAAAAAUUAAUUAAUGAUGGAAUAUUUACUGAAGAAAAGGCGAAUUUUGUUGUAAAAGAAUAUUUAGAGGAAUUAAAUGAAAUACUUUUAAAUGUUAAUGAAGGGAAAAUACCUCCAAUAAUUGAUCAUUUACGUGGAAAUUGGAAAGGAUUUAAACAAGCGCCUAAAUGUGUUUCUAAAUGGAAUACUGGAUUUAAUAAAGAAUUACUUAAAUUAAUUGGGGGUACUUCUGUUAAUGUUCCCAAUGAUUUUUCAAUUCAUCCAACUCUUCAAAAAUCACUUGUUAAUUCUCGACUGGAAAAAAUUCAAAAUGGAAAUAUUGAUUGGAGUACAGCAGAAUCUUUAGCAAUCGGUUCUGCUCUUUUACAAGGCUUUGAUGUUCGUUUAAGUGGGCAAGAUGUAGGCAGAGGAACUUUUAGUCAAAGACAUGCAAUGCUUGUCUGUCAACAAACUGACAAAGUUUAUAUUCCUUUGAAUAAAAUACAAGAAGGACAAAAAUGUUUUCUUGAGAUAGCUAAUAGCCCUCUUUCGGAAGCUGCCGUUGUUGGUUUUGAAUAUGGUUUUGCAAUUGAAAACCCUAAAAGACUUGUUAUUUGGGAGGCCCAAUUUGGUGAUUUCUAUAAUGGUGCUCAAGUACAAAUAGAUACUUUGAUAGCUAGUGGAGAAAGUAAAUGGUUUUUACAAAAUGGAUUGGUUUUGCUUUUGCCUCAUGGAUUUGACGGGGCUGGUCCAGACCAUAGUAGUGCUCACAUUGAACGUUUCCUUUCUUUAUCCGAUAGUAGCGAAUCUCAAUUAGUACCUGAUGGAGAUAAUAUAAAUAUGAGGAUAAUAACACCAAAAUUACUUCUUCGGCAUUCAUUUUCUUCUUCCCGAAUUGAAGAUUUUAUUGAAGGAACAAGUUUUCAGCCUGUUUUAUUUGACAAAACAAUAAAAGAAAAUAAAAAUAUUAAAAAAGUUAUAAUCUGUUCUGGAAAGCAUUCCCUCACACUUUUUAAUGAAAGAAAUAAAAGAGAAAUUUCUGACAUUGCAAUUGUUUGUUUGGAAGAAAUCUGUCCUUUCCCAGUUGUUGAUUUGGCUAAAAUUUUUGAUAUUUAUUCUAAUGCUAAAUGUAUAUAUAUAAUAAUUUUUAGAAAAAAAAUAUUUUUUUUUAAUUUUAUAGCCUUUAUUUGGUCACAAGAAGAACCAAGAAAUGCUGGAUGUUGGCCUUUUAUUCAAAAUAGAUUUAAAAAUGCUUUUGGAAUUGAACUUAAAUAUGCUGGUCGUGCAGAACAAGCGUGGAUAGCCACUUCAAUAGCUGAAGUACAUGAAAAAGAAGUUUUAGAUAUUUUGGAAGAAACUUUUUCUUAAAUUUAUUUUUUUAAUUUUUUUGGCAUUUUUUAAAUAAUAAUUAUAUUUUAUGUUAAUUAUUAUUUUCUAAUUUAUUUACAAAUUUAUAUGGAGAGUUGGAUGUCCUUUGUGUUGUUAAAAUUUAUUUUUGUAAUUAUUAGAAAAGAAAAGAAUUUUUAAAUAAAAGUAUUGUCAUUAUAAAUUUAGUUAAUUUUGUAAAAUCUUUUAAAGAAUUUUUAUUUCAAUUUUAUUUAUUUUUUAACUAAAUUUGAGUUAAAAAUAUUGAAAAAAAUAAAUAUAAUCGCCAACCUCCCCACAUAUUUUCCCCCUUUUUUAAUUUUCUUUUUCACACUCCAAAUUCUAAAAUAAUAAUAACAAUCACACACACACAAGAGCAUUCAACAAUAACAACAACAACAAUUCAUUUAUUUUCUAUACAUUCAUUCCCCUUAUUUAUUUUGUUUUC